This is a messenger RNA of Phymastichus coffea, 4704 nucleotides long. It is a transcript of the gene Lapsyn, whose product is annotated as tsukushi. The transcript is spliced from 4 exons. The coding region runs from base 749 to 1804 and encodes 351 amino acids. Gene Ontology annotation, cellular component: extracellular matrix. Gene Ontology annotation, molecular function: protein binding. The record is from RefSeq and is a predicted model, not a curated record. Lineage: Eukaryota; Metazoa; Arthropoda; Insecta; Hymenoptera; Eulophidae.
GUGAACGCUUCGCAUGCACGAUAUUUGCAAUUUGUUUAGCGAGACGAGGCUCUGACGAUCUUUCACCAAAGUUUAUUUAUCGUACAAGAAAAUCAACGCUGGUGUUUAUGUCAGAUAAUUACAUGCAAAAAGCAUUUCCAAUUUUGAAAAAAGAAAAAAGUGAGGGUGGUGUGAUCGUGUAUCUACAAAUUUUUGUGUAGGAGGAUUACAUUUUAGGAACAGGGUGAAAGAAGAAUAUUUUUUUCCCGACCUUGUUUUCUCCCACGCUAUAUAUAUAUAUAUAUGUACGCAAAGGACUUUUCCGCGUGCCCUUGAGGAGGAGAAGUUUACUGCCAGAACGGUUCUUUUUGAUCUCCCCACCAAAACCACACGCUACGCACACAAAGAGAGAAGCUGCGUGUAUACAGGGGAGAGCACGUCCGCACGCACAAUACUUAGCGAAAAGGGGGAGAAAGUCUCUCUUACUCAGCUCUCUCUCUCUCUCAAAGAAAUCGAUGAGGGUGCGUGUGGCCCGUUGCCCAGCGUGAUUCGCAGUGUUGUAACGUGCGUAACUACUUUUUACCUCUGUUAGAAAAAAAUUUUCGUACGAAAUAGUAAAUGAGUGCAGUGCACGUGAGCAAGAUGAAGUGUGAAUUUUGUCAUUGAAGAGGAAGGUAAAAGGUCGUGCGGUGCAGUGGUGUCAUAUAUAUAUAUAUAUAUAUAUAUGUGAUCGUUUUGCUUUUCCAAGGAUUUCAACGCUGCGAUUAAAAUGAUGCUCAUAGGUAUGAAUCUGUUGGCGCUGCUGACUUUCCUACAACUUGCCAGUGGAAUGUUAGUGAUGGAUUCCGAAAUACCACUUAAAAAGUGUCGGUAUUUCGAGGAUCGUAAAUAUAAUCUCAAUCAAGUUCUCUGCAAGGAUCUCAAGCUACUAGAUAUACCUGAUAAUCUGCGUUCGAAUGUCGAGGUACUGGAUGCCCGAGAAAAUCGAAUUCGCGAGCUACGCAACAACUCGUUGAAGCGUUACUCAAAUCUACGUUUCCUCUAUCUAGCUGACAACUUUGUGCAAACGAUUCCCGAAGGAGCAUUUGAGUCGACCUACUACCUGGAAGUGCUAGAUCUAUCGAAAAACGGGUUGACAGAUUUACCAAAAAGUCUAUUCCGCAUGAAUAAUUUGCGCAACUUGUAUUUCGAAGAGAAUCAAUUGCACGAUCCAGUAUUUGAAGUGACAGGUGUGACAGCACCACUGAAAUGGUUGUACUUGUCGGGUAACAAACUCACGCAGAUACCACGACUCAGCCCAAUACCAUUGGUCACGAUAUUGAAUGUGUCACACAAUCAAAUCACUCGAGUGACCACUGAGGAUAUCGCCCCAUUGUGCUUGCUUGAGUACCUCGAUCUACGCGACAACCCAAUACAAUUCGAUCAAAAGACCUGCGAGUGCUACACUUUUAAGGAGUGGAUCAAGUUCCGCAAGAUCAAUCUGAACAUGACGGUGGACUGCCCAAAAAAUCUACAGAAGAAGUGCGCAUUCGGCCAACACGUUAAGCCAGAGAUGCGCUUCUCCAAUCGUACAAUGACCCUGUUCAGCAGCUGCCAAGCAAUACUGAAAACACGCGCCGAAGCCAUGAAAGCUCGUACAACGUGGAUCUGGAUAGCGUCGUGCGUUGGCGCAUUCAUUGGCUGUAUUUUCAUCGCCCUCUGCUGCAUGCACCGCAAUAACAGGAACAAACGACGCCAUCUCAAGGAACAAAAUAUACUCACGGCCAACAAUGCCAACACAACAGAGCAGCUGCUCAACAAGGAGACCAAGCAUGAAACCGCGUAAUGGUUGCUAGGGAUGGACUUUUGCGAAUGCAUUGUUUUUCUGUUCGACUGAGUCAACGCUCUUUCUCCCUCUCUUUAUAGCGAGACCUGCUGAAAUGAAUUUUAAUUGUCGGCCAAAUUCGUUUAGGCAAAAUUGUUCUUUGAAUGUUAUUCCGUGUCGUCAUCUCGCUGUAAGAAUCAUAAAAGCUUCCAAAAUUUUGUGUUAUGUAAUAAUCAAUAGCAGUCGAUUGUAUGAAGCUCACGCCUAUAUACACAACAAUAUUGUAUUUACGGAAGUAUAGCUUUUGUGUUCUACUCUUCCUACACUUCUAGCUAAUUAGUCCUCAUAUUUUUCUUUCGAAGAUGGGCAAUGCGAGCCAUGUACAACCGGCUGUUUCGAUUACGGCGAAGAAGAGACUCGAGCUAUCGCUAUCGGUUGCGCUUAUCGUACGAACGUGAAUAACAUUGCUGAAUGAAAGUUUCGAAACAACAAACGAUGCAUUUUCGAAGGACCAUCCUUUUUGGAUAGUAAAAUCGCCAUUGUGCAGCCGUGACAAAAAUUAUAUACAAUGUUUUGCGAAUACCUUUUAUGCGCAUACAAAUACAACAUACAUGUCUUUGUAUGCAUUGCUAAUUGAGUAAAAAAUAUAUUUAUAUCGUGCACAGGGCGCUUCGUUUAUUUAUUUCGAUGUAAUGUUAAGCUCUUUUAGAUAGAAUAGUCGCUCACUAUCUCGUGAAUACUUUUAUUAACUUUCUUUUUAUAUAAGUGCGUGUAUAUUUUGGUAAGUAAUUCAGUGUAUUAAUUAUUACUGUAUAUAUUCGAGAGUAAACCUACUAUCUGCGAAAAUUAUACAGCGUAUAAUUUUCUUCGCGGAUCGUAAUAUAUCUCAAUUUUUCCAUUCUUAACGAGCUACAAACACGUUAAAGUUGGUAAAACUGUUUUUGUGAAAUGAUCGUGAGAAUGUUAUUAAUGCGAAAUAUAUAGUUACGUGUAAGAUAUAUGAUAACUAUUAACAUUAUUGAACUACGAAAUAUCUUUGGAGUAUUUCAAACUUAUAUAAUGUCCACUGAUGUUUGUACGAUUUUUUAAGUAAUUGUUUUUUUUAUCUUGUAUCAAUUAAAAGAAGCAGCAUGCAUUUUCACUUUUGUACGAGACGCCAAAUACCUAAGGAUAACUCAUCUUCCGAAUUUGCAUAAUAAAAUUUUCUACUGUCAAUUUUUGAAUAUUCAGCUACAUAAGAACUACCAACAGAGUUUAGACUGUUUAUAUUUACGAAUUUUUGCAACUCACUUGUAUAAACGUAGCGAUAUUUGUAAAAUGAAAAAUCAAAAUGUUUUUCCAAGAAAAUAAGUAAGCUUAAAAAAGUGGACGAAUAAGCCAUAAUUAUUACCCUUGAUAAGCUAUACAGAAUAGGACUGAAUGAAGCUGUAAGGAUUUUUUGUGAUCCACAAGCGAACCAUAGUUUAAGCUUUUCGUUCAAUAAUAUUUUAUGUAUCCAGUAAAUAAAAACAACGAUCAACGUAGUAAAAACUCGUUGGUAAUUUGCAUAUCAUAGGUGCAAAUUCAACAUAUCUAAAAUAAAAGAAAUUUACUGUAUACGUAAAUACUGAAAUAAGUAUGAACAUUACUAUAUAUAUAUAUUAUAUCCAAAGAUAUAAAUUAAACAUUAUAUUUGUUGUUGAAAAUAUAAAAUACUUGAUAUUAUAAAAUGCAGAGUUGUUAUAGAAACCAUACAACUUGCUACUAAUAACCUGCUACUGAUAACUAGAACUUUAAUAUGCAAAUGUUUGAAUAAAAAAUGAGUUCACUCUGCAAAUUCACUUAAAAUCUCAUAAAAUAUAAAUAAAAGAACAUGCAUAGAUAUUCGUGUUAUAAAAAAUUCUACUAGAUAGAGAUGUGAGAAUGACUGCAUCUUUGUUUUUGUUUACUGGAUAAGGUAGGCGUCUCUACUUAUUACAUAUAAGUUCGAUAAAAUAAAAUCUAAAUACUUAAAUCGAGUAUAAUGCAAACAUGGAACAAAAAGAAGGUAACAGACUCGUAUGAAUGAUUGUUUAAAAAUUUAGAUUAAAUUAGAAAGUCAUUCUUUACGUUUGAAUUAAUGACGACUUUCUUAUAACUAUUCAUGUUAUUUUUUAUACACAAAAAAUCGUGAGAAUCUAUUGCAUAACAGUCAUUAGUUUAUAAGAGCUUAUUCAUCAUUUCCAUGUGUAUGGGUAUAAUUAUAAACGUAAGUAACAUGUUAUUUUUUAGUGCGAAGGCAAUAAAGCCUUAGUAAUAUAUACUUGUAUAUUUAGAGAAGAUAUUUUGAUAAUUACAACGAUUCAUUCAACGAUUCUGCUGAAAAAUUGUUGUAACUAUCUUAUUUUUUGUGUGUACUUAUGUAAGUUGCAUUUGUUUCCUAAAAGUCGUACGAAAAACCAAUGUUCUUUCUUUACAUCCCAAAUAAUGAUUUAUUUUCAAGUAGUCCUUGAAAUAAGUUACCGCUGAAGUUCGACCGUCUUUAUUUUGGCAUGCGUCAAUUAGCUUUAUUUUGGAAGAUUUUAUCGUAUUAUGUUCGUAAAAUUAUUCAAAAUUACUCUCGGUAUUAUUUUGUUCGUGAGUAUUUUUUCACUACCUCCAAGUACAUAAUUUCCAAAAUAAAGCGAAGUAUUAAUUACUAAGUAAACCGAAGGUAUAGAUAAUAUACCUUAUAUCAAUACAUGCUAUUGUCAAAUGGUUUAGUUACUUUUUUAAUAUGCGUUAAAUGGCUUAUCGCGCCACUACACCGGCAUUUCAUGUAACAAUACCAAAUCACUUCACGUUUGACAACGCUGUUUGUGUACCACUGAGAUUGAUGUAAUAAACGUUUCUAUUGAAAUCACUCAAGCUAUUUAGAAUCCUCUCACCACUAUUAUAAAUUUACUGUAUACCACAGUAUUAUA